Corvus hawaiiensis (hawaiian crow) is the source of this 1985-nucleotide messenger RNA. Its product is annotated as methanethiol oxidase-like. The record is from RefSeq and is a predicted model, not a curated record. Gene Ontology annotation, molecular function: selenium binding. Lineage: Eukaryota; Metazoa; Chordata; Aves; Passeriformes; Corvidae.
GCACGUCCUCAGGUGCCUCCCACGCCCCCGGGGUUUUUGGGAUCCUCCCCUCGUCUCCCAUUUUUUUUUUUCCCAAACCCGAUCCUGUUCCCUUUAUAUUUGGAGCUUCCCGGAGCUGCUUCUCCUCCUCCCUGGAAUUUUUCCCGGCUGCAACGAUGGAAGCUGAAUCCGUCCCUCCGCAGGUGGAAUCCGGCACGGGAAAAUGCGGAUCCUGCGGUCCUGGCUACGCCUCCCCUCUGGAUGCCAUGAAAGGCCCUCGGGAAGAGAUCAUCUACGUGCCCUGCAUCUACAGGAACACCGGGAAGAAAAUUCCUGAUUUUCUGGCCACGGUGGACGUGGAUCCCAAAUCCCCCUGCUACAGCCAGGUGAUCCAUCGGCUGCCCAUGCCCAACGUGGGGGACGAGCUGCACCACUCGGGCUGGAACGUCUGCAGCAGCUGCUUCGGGGAGCGCGGCAGGAGCCGCAACCGCCUGGUGCUGCCCGGCCUCGUCUCCUCGCGCAUCUACGUGGUGGACGUGGGCACGGAGCCCCGGGCGCCGCGGCUGUGCCAGGUGGUGAAUCCCGAGGAUGUGUUCUGGAAGUGCGGCCUGGGAUACCCCCACACCUCCCACUGCCUGGGAAGCGGAGAGGUCAUGAUCAGCACCUUGGGAGACCCGGCUGGAAACGGGAAAGGGGGAUUCAUCCUGCUGGACGCCGAGACCUUCGAGGUCAAGGGCACCUGGGAGAAGGGGGACGAGGCUCCCCCCAUGGGCUACGACUUCUGGUACCAGCCCCGGCACAACGUCCUCAUCAGCACCGAGUGGGGCAUUCCCAAAGUCCUGGGAUACGGAUUCGAUCCCAACGACCUCGGCAAAGGGCGUUACGGACGCCGGCUCAACGUGUGGGACUGGAGCACCCACAGGUACAUCCAGGCCAUCGACGUGGGCGAGGAUUCGGCUCCGUUGGAAAUCCGCUUCCUCCACAACCCCAACGCCUCCGAGGGCUUCGUGGGCUGCACCAUCAGCAGCGCCAUCCACCGCUUCUACAAGACCGAGCACGGCGAUUGGGCGGCCGAGAAGGUGAUCCAGGUGCCCAGCAAGAAGGUGGAGGGCUGGCUCCUCCCGGAGAUGCCAGGAUUCAUCACGGACAUCCUGAUCUCCCUGGACGACAGAUUCCUGUACUUCAGCAACUGGAUCCACGGCGACGUCCGGCAGUACGACAUCUCCGACACGCGGCGGCCCAAACUCGUGGGCCAGGUGUUUUUGGGCGGCAGCAUCACCAAGGGAGGGCCGGUGAGGGUGUGUGAGGAUGAGGAGCUGCAGAGCCAACCGGAGCCCUUCGUCAUCCAGGGAAAGAAGAUUCCGGGGGGUCCGCAGAUGCUGCAGCUGAGCCUGGACGGGAGGAGGCUCUACGUGAGCACGUCCCUGUUCAGCGCCUGGGACCGGCAGUUCUACCCCGAGCUCAUCAGGGACGGGGCCGUGAUGCUGCAGCUGGACGUGGACACGGAGCGGGGCGGGCUGAGCGUGAAUCCCAAAUUCCUGGUGGAUUUCGGGAAGGAGCCGGGCGGGCCCUGCCUGGCGCACGAGAUGCGCUACCCGGGGGGGGACUGCACCUCCGACAUCUGGCUCUGAUCCCAGGAAAUUCGGGAAUUCGGGAUUCGGGAAUGCGGGAAUGCGGGGACUGCACCUCCGACAUCUGGGUCUGAUCCCAGGAAAUUCGGGAAUGCGGGAAUUCGGGAAUGCGGGGAUUGCACCUCCAACAUCUGGGUCUGAGCGGGAAUUCGGGAAUGCGGGAUUCGGGAAUGCGGGAAUUCGGGAAUGCAGGGAUUGCACCUCCGACAUCUGGGUCUGACUGGGAAUUCGGGAAUGCGGGGACUGCACCUCCGACAUCGGCGUGAGACCCCCGGGAUUUGGGAAUGGGGGAAUUUGGGGUUUGGGAAUUCGGGAAUUCCAGGAGUUGGGAAUAUGCGUGACCCGCGGGAUGAAAUAAAUCCAAAGGGAUCCUUC